Molecule: messenger RNA, 1155 nt
Organism: Lipotes vexillifer (Yangtze River dolphin)
Lineage: Eukaryota; Metazoa; Chordata; Mammalia; Artiodactyla; Lipotidae
Gene: RCCD1
Product: RCC1 domain containing 1
Exons: 7
Coding region: 1-1155 (384 amino acids)
Source: RefSeq, a predicted model, not a curated record
AUGGCCGAGGAACGUCGCGGGACCUGGUUCGGCUUCGGUUUCUGCGGCUUCGGGCAGGCGCUGGGCUCGGGGCGCGGGCGCCAGGUACACAGCCCCGAGCCUCUGAGGGCGCCAGGCGCGGGCCUCGAUGUCUGCCGCGUGAGCGCGAGCUGGAGCUACACCGCCUUCGUGACCCGUGGAGGAGGCCGGGUGGAGUUGUCUGGCUUCGCGGUCGGAGCGGCGGGCGGCUGCAGGGACGCGUGGGCGUCGGAGGAGCUCCUGGUGGUGCUGCGCGCGGGGACGGGACCCGGGGCCGGGACGGAGCUGCAGGCCUGGGCGCCCGGUUCGGCGCUGCGCGGGGAGCCCCUCUGGGCCCAGACCGUGCCGGAGGCCGAGCGGGAAGACGGACCGGGCGGCGAUGAGACCCAGUCUGGGCCGCUGCCGCUGCUGCCCUGCGCUCGCGCCUACGUGAGCCCGCGGCCGCCCUUCUACCGGCCUCUGGCCCCGACACUGCGGGCGCGCCGGCUGGAGCUGGGCGCUGAGCACGCGUUGCUGCUGGACGCGGCGGGCCAGGGGUUCUCCUGGGGCGGGGGCAGGGGAGGGGGACACGGACAGCUGGGCCACGGGACUCUGGAGGCAGAGCCGGAGCCGAGGCUGCUGCAGGCGCUGCAGGGCCUAACCAUGGCUGAGGUGGCCGCAGGUGGCUGGCACUCUCUGUGUGUGAGUGAGGCUGGGGAUAUUUAUAUCUGGGGCUGGAAUGAAUCAGGGCAGCUGGCCCUGCCCACCAAGAGCCUGGCAGAGGAUGGAAAGACAACCGCAGAAGCCUCAGGACUGAAUGAAGAUGGUUCUGAAGUGAAGAGAGUAGCCAGGGGUGAGGAUGGAGCCCCCGCCCCCUUCAUAGCUGUCCAGCCCUUCCCGGCUUUACUGGACCUUCCCCUGGGCUCAGAUGCAGUCAAGGCCAGCUGUGGAUCCCGGCACACAGCAGUGGUGACAAGAAUGGGGGAGCUCUACACCUGGGGCUGGGGUAAAUAUGGACAGCUUGGCCACAAAGACACGACCAGCUUGGAUCGGCCCUGCCGUGUGAAGUACUUUGUAGAUAAGCAACUCCAAGUAAGGACCGUGAGCUGUGGGCCCUGGAACACCUACGUGUAUGCUGUGGAAAAAGAGAAGAGCUGA